Messenger RNA from Notothenia coriiceps (black rockcod), 2080 nucleotides. RefSeq names its product histidine decarboxylase (gene hdc). Bases 50 to 2065 code for a protein of 671 amino acids. Gene Ontology annotation, biological process: histamine biosynthetic process; L-histidine catabolic process. Gene Ontology annotation, cellular component: cytoplasm. The record is from RefSeq and is a predicted model, not a curated record. The transcript has 12 exons. Gene Ontology annotation, molecular function: histidine decarboxylase activity; pyridoxal phosphate binding. Lineage: Eukaryota; Metazoa; Chordata; Actinopteri; Perciformes; Nototheniidae.
CUGUUUCGCACAACAAAUAUAACCAAAAAGCUCUCAUCUGAAAAUAAUAAUGCAGCCUGAAGAAUACAAUCGCAGAGGUAAGGAGCUGGUGGACUACAUCACACAGUAUCUGGGCACCAUCAGGGAGAGGAGGGUGAUUCCAGAUGUGAAGCCGGGCUACAUGAGGGAGCUUCUUCCUGAUACUGCGCCUGAGGAGCCGGAGGACUGGGAGAGCAUCUUCAAGGAUAUCGAGAAAGUCAUCAUGCCAGGAGUGGUUCACUGGCAGAGUCCUCAUAUGCACGCCUACUACCCCAGUCUGACCUCAUGGCCCUCCAUGCUUGGGGACAUGCUGGCCGAUGCCAUUAACUGUGUUGGAUUCACCUGGGCCUCCAGCCCAGCAUGUACUGAGUUGGAAAUGAAUGUGAUGGACUGGUUGUGUAAAGCACUGGGACUCCCCUCCUUCUUCCUGCAUCACCAUCCUGACAGCAGAGGUGGAGGCAUACUGCAGAGCACAGUCAGUGAGAGCACACUGGUCACUCUUCUGGCAGCCAGGAAAGACAAAAUGUUGCAGCUGCGUCCUGACCUCGAGAAGGACGUGGACGACUCGGUGCUAAAUUCAAGACUAGUGGCCUACGCUUCAGAUCAGGCUCAUUCCUCGGUUGAGAAGGCAGGUCUGAUCUCUCUGGUGAAGAUCAGGUUUCUUCCCACUGAUGAUCAGUUGUCUCUGAGAGGAGACACUUUGAAACAAGCCAUACAGGAAGACAGGAGGAUGGGACUGGUCCCUUUCAUGCUGUGUGCAACUUUGGGAACUACAGGAGUGUGUGCCUUUGACAAUCUGUCUGAACUUGGACCAGUCUGUGCAGAAGAGGGAGUGUGGCUCCAUGUUGAUGCCGCGUACGCUGGCUCUGCAUACUUCUGUCCUGAGCUGCGCUGGUCCCUGGAGGGCAUUGAUCUCGCUGACUCCUUUGUCUUCAACCCUUCCAAGUGGAUGAUGGUUCACUUUGACUGCACAGCUUUCUGGGUAAAAGAUAAAUAUAAGCUCCAACAGACGUUCACUGUUGACCCUGUUUACCUCAGACAUGAAAACUCACAGGCAGCCACAGACUUCAUGAAUUGGCAAAUUCCCCUCAGCCGACGUUUCCGUUCUCUGAAACUUUGGUUUGUUAUGCGCUCCUUUGGCCUGAAAAACCUCCAGGCUCAUAUCAGACAUGGGAUUGAGAUGGCGAAGCUUUUGGAGUCUCACAUUAGGAGUGACCCAAAUUUCGAAGUUCCCGCUGAGAGGCACCUUGGCCUGGUGGUGUUCUGCCUAAAAGGGGGAAAUGCUUUGACACAAGAGCUGCUGAGGAGACUGACGCGGUCAGGCACCAUGUACCUGAUCCCUGCAGACAUUAACACCAAGCGCAUCAUCAGAUUCACGGUGACCUCGCAGUUCACCACCGCAGAGGACAUCCUUAAAGACUGGAGCAUCAUCUCCAAAACAGCUUCCACUCUCCUGGCUGAGACUCAGGCUCUGAACAAUGGAGACCAACCAAAAUCAGGGAGAGAUGAGGUGAUGGACGAAUACCUCGACUCUGACAUGCAGUCUGAGGGGAGCGAGGAUGCUGUCUCCUGUCUUGAAAAGGCUGAGGUGGAGCUGUGGAUUGACAAGGCCUGGAACAGAUCCAGGAGACCAAUGCGCUCUCUCAGCUGCAGCAGCGAGCCUCUGCCUUACAGUUGCAGGGGGCCACUGUCUGGCUACGACUUUGAUACAAGGCCUAGUUUUAAAGAUGAUGCAGGCGCCCUCCCUAGCACGCCAUCAACAGCAGGAUCUGGUCCUAUGUUUAAGAUUACAGAGGUGCCUUCAAAUCUCAUGGAUAAAAAGGUCCUAAAAAAGCUGACAAAGUUCUACAGCGUGCCCAGUUUCUGCAACCAGUGGGUGCAGUGUGGCCCGCACCAGCUCUGCUGCCCUGUAAAGGUUUCACAGACAACUACAAAAAACGUAUCCUCCACCUGCAGAAGAAUUAACUGUAUGUCUUCUUCUCCUGUUGCUAACACUGCCCCCUCUACCAAUCCACUGGAAACCACCACAGCACCUAAGCUUCUAUAAUGAUCCUAAAAGCAG